Molecule: messenger RNA, 797 nt
Organism: Vigna angularis (adzuki bean)
Lineage: Eukaryota; Viridiplantae; Streptophyta; Magnoliopsida; Fabales; Fabaceae
Product: protein SMALL AUXIN UP-REGULATED RNA 12
Exons: 1
Coding region: 157-537 (126 amino acids)
Biological process (GO): response to auxin
Source: RefSeq, a predicted model, not a curated record
AGCAAGUAUGGUUCCUCACAAGAAACUUCGUGUGCGUUUCCUCAUGAUCUCAAUAUAAAUACCCAAUUUCUUCUCACACGCACCCCAACUUCAAAGUUCACACCUUUCAAGUUGAAAAUCACGAUCAGAUAUCAUCACCCAGUCUUAGAUUUCACGAUGAUGAGGUCUUUCGUUGGAAAGAUUCAAAAGGGUGUCUCGCAGAUUGUGCCUGGAAAACCUGCACUGAACUACAUCAAUGAAAACCAAUUGGAAAACACAGGGGCUGUGCCAGAAGAUGUUAGCAAAGGGUAUUUUGCAGUUAUUGCAAUCAAAGAUGGAGAAAUCAAAAGGUUUGUGGUUGAGUUGGAUUACUUGACUAAUCCUGCAUUCUUGGGACUGUUAGAUCAAGCUGGAGAAGAGUAUGGUUUCAAGCAACAGGGAACUCUUGCAGUCCCUUGUAAGCCUAAGGAGUUACAGAAGAUUCUAGAUGGUUGGAGAGUGAGACCAGACACCAUCAAAGCUGCAGGAAGGGAUUUAUAUGUACCUAAGUUCCUAUGAUUGGAGUAUAAGUCAGAGGUUUUAAUUUUUCUAAUCAUUUUUUGGUUUAGAUUUUUGCUUUUUUGUUGAAUAAGUGUUUGUAGCUGUGAAAGGAUGUGAAAGUUCUGUGUAGAAAUGAUAAGAUGGAGAUCUGAUUGAAAUAUAAAUUUACAAAACCUUUUAGUUUUUUUACAAUUAUAUUUGUAAUUUCAAUAGAAAAUAUAUACCAUAUUUUGUGUGAAAAGAUCUAAAAGUUUAUUAUUAAUGGUAUUUUUAAUGUA